CGCGUGAAGAUCGUGUCCGCUUCUCCACACCUUAAAUAGUUCUAGUGAGUCGAGUUAUACUAUGCGGUAGUCAUGUUAUCGUACGCCGUCGGGAUGUUGAGUCGGCCCCGACUGCAGCAAGAUGAUCCGACGUGGUAUUUCACAUGAGAACGAUAACGUUCCCGAGAGAGAGGUCUCGCAAUCCAAUCGUCUACUUGCAAUUACUAACUAAGCAGGCGUAACCAUGGCGCAUCUUGAAGCUCUCGCCCCCGAGGUAUCGCUAUAUCCGUAUAGCAAUGGGAAGAGGACGGGAAGUCGGGUUAAGUUCCCAGAUACGCUUGCUUUCUCGGGGAUGAACAAGCCUGCGCGCUUCGAGGGAGAUAUCGUCGACCUUGAGGUUACGGGGGAGAUCCCUCGCGACAUCAAUGGGACUUUCUACCGCGUGCAACCCGACCAUCGGUUUCCACCAAUGUUCGAGGAUGAUAUUCACUUCAACGGAGACGGCGCCGUGACGGCAAUCCAGAUCAAAGACGGACACGCCAACUUCAAGCAGCGGUACGUGCGAACGGACAAGUUCCUCAAAGAAGAAGAGGCGAAGCAAGCUCUAUUCGGCCGGUACCGAAACCCGUACACGGACAACGAGAGCGUCAAGGGCGUCAUCCGCACCGUCAGCAACACCAACAUCACCUUCUGGCGGGGCAUGCUCCUAGCGAGCAAGGAGGACGGCCCGCCGUACGCCAUGGACCCCGUGACCCUGGAGACGAUCGGGCGCUACGACUUCGAGGGCCAGAUCACGGCCCCGACGUUCACCGCGCACCCCAAGUUCGACCCGGAUACCGGCGAGAUGCUGUGUUUCGCGUACGAGGCCGGGACCGACGGCUCCGACUGCGGGGUCGACGUCGUGAGCUGGACGAUCGACGCCGACGGCCGCAAGACCGAGGAGCUUUGGUUCAAGGCGCCGUUCGCGGGCAUGAUUCACGACUGCGGUAUCUCGAAGAAUUACCUCGUGCUCCCCCUGACGCCGCUGAAGAUGUCGCUCGAGCGGCUCAAGGCUGGUGGGAAUAAGUUCGCUUGGGACCCUAACGAAGACCAGGUCUACGGCAUAGUGCCGAGACGCGGCGGCAAACCCGAGGACGUAAAAUGGUUCCGGGCUGACAAUGGUUUCCACGGCCACGUAGCAGGAUGCUACGAAAACGAAGACGGACACAUAAUCUUCGACCUGACCGUCGCCGACGGCAACGUAUUCUUCUGGUUCCCACCAGACGGCGAAGAACCCGAUCUGGCCGGACGCCAGCGCCUCAGCAGCCCGACGUGCCGGUGGGUAUUCGACCCGUCCGCCAAAUCAGGAACGCGCGUCGCGCCGACGGUCGAGUGGACGACGUCGGGCGAGUUCUCGCGCAUCGACGACCGGUACGUGACGAAGCAGUACUCGCACUUCUGGCAGCUGCGCGUGGACCCGUCGCGGCCGUACGACUUCGCGCGCUGCGGCCCGCCCGCCGGCGGGCUCUUCAACUGCAUGGCGCACUACACCUGGGACGCGUCGGACCCGCGCAAGGCCGGCAAAGAGGACGUGUGCUUCGCGGGCCCGACCGCGACCUUCCAGGAGCCGGUCUUCAUCCCCAAGGACGGCGGCGCCGAAGGCGAGGGGUACCUGGCCGCGCUCAAGAACAACCUGGACGAGCUGCGCAACGACGUGGUCAUCUGGGAUGCCUUGAACCUGGCGAAGGGCCCGCUGGCGACUUUGCAUCUGCCGCUGAGGCUCCGGCUCGGGUUCCAUGGGAAUUUCGUUGAUCAUAGAGAUAUCGAGGCCUGGCAGGAACGGAGGGCUGGCGACUUGGGGCCGGUCCAGCCGGCUAAGGAACCGCUGCCUUGGCAGAAGGCUCUUGCGGCGAAUGGUGUUGGCGAUCGUCAAAAUAGCGCCUUGAACGGCACGACGAAUGGCGAUGGGACUAACCGAUCUUCGUAGGAAGGAGCCCCUCAGGCCUUCGUGAAUGAUAACUUAUUUCUAUGAGCAAGUAUGCUAAAGUUGUUGGAUAAUCUAACCAUGAAUCGGAUAUAAUUAAACGUCUGUCGCUUGUUCCCGAAGUUGGUAGAUAUAACUUGUGUGUCCUAG
Messenger RNA from Annulohypoxylon truncatum, 2092 nucleotides. RefSeq names its product carotenoid oxygenase. Gene Ontology annotation, biological process: carotene catabolic process. The record is from RefSeq and is a predicted model, not a curated record. Gene Ontology annotation, molecular function: carotenoid dioxygenase activity. The transcript has 5 exons. Lineage: Eukaryota; Fungi; Ascomycota; Sordariomycetes; Xylariales; Hypoxylaceae. The coding region runs from base 224 to 1945 and encodes 573 amino acids.